AUGUCUUCAAACGAUCAACCAAAGACAAUUAGAGACGCCAUUAAACUUGGUGUAGAAAAUGAUAUCGCCAAAGCAAAGUACUUCUAAGAUAAAUCUGAGGAAAGACAACUCGAGAAAAUAGAAAUUAAGUAUUAAAAAGAGAUGAUAUAAAAGCAAUUUUUUACUGAUGAGAGAAAACCUGAAUAUGGUGAAGAAAUGAGAGUUGCAAAAUACGUUGAUACUGCUCUUGGUGACAUUAAAGCUUUUUUUAAGGGCAUCAUUGGUGAUGACUAUGAACCUAAAAAUAAUUUUUCUUUUUCAUAAAAGUAAAAAAUAUUGAAUUAUUUGUACUUCAGAAACAAAGCUGAUAUGGAAAGCCCUCUCAAAUAUAAAUCAGCAUAUGGUGGUAUUGAAGAGUAGGACAUGUAUAUAUACACUCUCGAAAACAGAAUUUAAGGUAUAAAUAAGCUAAAAUUCGAUAAUAGAGUUUUGUACAUUAACUAAGUCGCUUAAUGUCAAAAUCGUAUCAGAUUUAAUGGAUUCUUUUGGGGAAUCUUCGCUUCUAGUAUUUGUUGGGGUACUUUUAUGAGAAAAUAAUCAAUUAUAAGAAAGGUCUGUCUGACUUUAACCUUCACGCAUAUAGGAGGUUAAAUAGCAUCAUAUAGAAGCAUCGAUAGAGUAUUUGAUUCAUUGUAUCCAAUAUUCUUGAAAGACUAUGAUCAAUUCUUCAUUGAUGAAGAAAAUAGAAAGAAAGAACAUGCAGAGGCUGGUGGUAUUAAAACUGAUGAAAUAUAAAUUAUGAUAGAAGAAAAUAUGAAACAAAUAAGGAAGGGCAAGAAAUUAGCUUAAUAAAAAGAUGAAGAGUAUUUUGAAUGA
Tetrahymena thermophila SB210 is the source of this 855-nucleotide messenger RNA. RefSeq lists its product as hypothetical. The record is from RefSeq and is a predicted model, not a curated record. The transcript has 2 exons. NCBI's taxonomy places the organism in Eukaryota, Ciliophora, Oligohymenophorea, Hymenostomatida, Tetrahymenidae.